AUGAAAUACUCACUUAUUGAUGACCAUGAUGAGCGUGGUGCCCAUGUUGAGCAUGAUGCCCAUGAUGACCGUGGUGUGCAUGAUGACCGUGGUGUGCAUGAUGACCGUGGUGACCAUGAUGCUCGUGGUGACCGUGAUGUUCAUGAUGAUCGUGAUGUUCAUGAUGAUCGUGAUGACCGUGAUGAUGUUUGUGAUGCUUGUGGUGAUGAAGUUUGUGAAGAAGUUUAUGGAGAUGAUGAUGAUGACCGUGAUGAUGGAGUUUGUGGUGAUGAUGGUGGCCGUGAUGAUGAUGAUGGUGUGGAUGGUGAUGAUGGUGGUGGCCGUGAUGAUGAUGGUGGUGGUGAUGAUCUUCGUGGUGGUGGUGGUGGUGGUGAGGAUGAUGAUGAUGGUGAUGAUGAUGUUCUUCGUGAUGAUGGUGGUGAUGAUGUUUCUCGUGAUGAUGAUGGUGUUUUUCGUGGUGAUGAUGAUGAUCGUGGUGGCCGUGAUGGUGUUUGA
Molecule: messenger RNA, 495 nt
Organism: Centruroides sculpturatus (bark scorpion)
Lineage: Eukaryota; Metazoa; Arthropoda; Arachnida; Scorpiones; Buthidae
Product: prostatic spermine-binding protein-like
Exons: 1
Coding region: 1-495 (164 amino acids)
Source: RefSeq, a predicted model, not a curated record